AUGGAGGCAUGGGCGCUAGCGGCCGGCGAGCAAAACAUCCAGGUUACCGCUUUAGCUGUCGAUGACCGACGACAUAGCCUCGGCGGGUCCACAACAACGACAACGGCCUCGCGCGCCAUGCUAAUCCGUCAGUCGCCUAUGGAGAUUAGUCGAGGACCGUCGGUCGGCAGCGCAAGCCGUCAUUCUUUGGGCGAUGUUCGGGAUCAGUUUCAGAGCGAUGACGACGAGGCGGAGCCAGGCGCGGACAGCCUAGACGACGCGCUCAGUCUCACGGAACUUCAAUCUGUGUACCACCUGCCCAGCAAGGAGGCGGCUCGCAGCCUUAACGUCAGCCUCUCGCGCCUCAAGCGCAGCUGUCGAGCCCACAAUGUGCUCCGCUGGCCGCACCGCAAGCUGUCCAGUCUGAGCAACCUGCAGGAGACGAUCCGUAACGACAAAAACAUGAGGCUCCUUGACAAGCAGAGGAUCCUGCAGCAGAUUGUAAAUGAGAUCUCUGCGGUGCGGGCAAAUCCCGACCACACCAUCGAUCCGCGGCUGGACGAGAUUCGACAGGCCAAGUACAAACUAAAGUACUACCACAAGACCAAGCACACCCUAGGGUCCUCUUCCGCGUCGAGCCGUAAGCGGCGCCAGUCAGCUCCGUAUCCUGACCAGGCCCUUAACCUCAACCUCAGCGCCGCUGCCAUGGCCCCAAUUUCCGCGGUUGCCGCCGCCACGGCCAACACGACGGCUUACAACGGCGAAGGUGUUUCGCCGCCGCCGCCGCGGCAGCAGCAGCAGCAGCAGCUGCUGCUGUCGCCGAGCCCGUGGGCCUCACCUGGUGGGAGGCCGGGGCCGGAGGGUGGUGGUCCUUUUGCAACCGUCUCGGCGCCGGCGGCGCCGGCGGCAUCCCUGUACACCGCCACCGUCCACGCCGCGUCCGCCUCCGCCGCUGUGUUCCGCGGCGGUGGCAGCGGCGGCAGUGGCGGCGGCGGUGACAGCGUCGAUGGUCAGCUGGCGGCCUCCUUCCCAUCCGGCAGCGCGCUGGCUCGUUUCACUUCCGACCGUGCCUCUUUUGGCGGUAGCGGGUUCUGCUUGCCUGGCGUUGGAGGGUCCGUCAUAGAUGAGAUGCAUUUGUCAAGGGACGGCUGCAGUGCCCAUGCAGUUGGUGGUGGCAUUGGCAGUGGCUGCAACUCCAGCAGCGGAGGCGUGGGACAGGUGCACCGGGACAUGACCAUGAUGGGCCCUAUGGCGCCGGUGGCAGCACCGUCGCAGCGCCCGACGCAGGACAGCCGGCUGUCAGAGCCUGGCGUAGGGCUGCCGUACGGGUUCCCUCUGUCGAUGCAGCCGGGGCCUGCACCUCUGGCCGGUGGAACCACUGCCGUCUCAUUGAAUGUGCAGCACAGCCAACACCAGCUACAGAUGCUGCAACUUCAACACGGCCACCGCGAAAACCAUCACCAUUACUAUGCAUUCCAGCAGCAGCAGCAGUGGGAGCAGCAACAGCAGCAGCAGCUGGUCGGCGGGCUGCGGAGGCCCAGCGUCGGCAUGAUGGACGAGACCACUGGUGUGGUAUAUCCGCUGCCAGGCAUGGGGCCCUGGGGCCGCAAGUCGGGCCGGCUGUCGGAUGCAUCCAUGGACGGAGUCAGUUCGGCGCCACCGGCUGAGGGCGCCGCCGUAGCCACCUCUGUCGCGCCCAACCAUUCUGCCCCGUCGAGCUCCUUAUGGCCUUCGCCUCCACCGCCACUACCACCGCAAUCCGCGACCUCGUGCCAGAUGCAGUUGAGCAACCCGUCGCCGCAUCUCGCGCAGGCUCUCGGCUCUCCGCCGCUGUCCACAGGUGGAGUGGGCGGCAGCGCCACCGCCGCAGCCGCCACCGUCACCGCUGCUGCUGCCCUGUCCGCAGGCCCUAAUUCCGCCGGAAGCGUCAGUGGCGGGGCCUGCGCCGCUGAGAGUUUCCCCCUUGGCGCCUGUGCCGCCAUCGCCCCGCAUUCCGGUGCCAACAAUCUGUCGUUAUCUUCGUCAUCAUCGCUAGCGGCGAACGGCUUCGCCGCAUUUGCGGGCACUUUUGGAGGCGGCAAUGUGGACGGCGGCCGCGCCAGCGGCGGCGGUGCGAGGCUCGGCGCGCCGUACUCCCACGGCGUCGUGAACACGUGCUGUCCGCCGCCGCGGUGCUCAUCCACCGGCGACCCACAUAUCAUGGCGGCAGCGGUGGCGCCGCCCCCCGGCCUGGCCGCGAUGGCGCUUCCCCGUCAGGUCUCCGCUCCCCCGCCGAUGUAUGGUUCUGUUGCAACGGGUGGUGGCGGUGGGGCAAGCGCCGGCGGCAGCACCUGCAGCGGCGGCGGAGGGUUUUACGGCGGCAGUACGACACCCAUGUGCGGCAUGCCUGAUGGCGCCGCCCGUGCGCGCUUCCUCUCCACUGACGGCGGCUAUCAGGAGGCGCUGGGCAUGCCGCAGCCGGCGCGGAGCAGCCACACCGGCGGUGGCGCCGUACUAUCUUACAGCACUACAGCGGCGACGGCGGCGGCUGGUGGUGUUGGCAGCCAUCACACUACGCUUCAUUUCGAGGCACAUGUGGGCAUUUCAACGGUGGGCAGCGCUGCUUUGGCGUCAUCAUCACCACCUUGGUUUGGCAUUGAGGCCAGGGUGCGGUCCGGCAUAGUUCCCCCGGUUGCAGCUGCCCAAGCUUCGGCCGCAAUGGCACCCGCUCCUGAGGAUUCAUCACGCACCGCCACGACUGCUGCGGCGCUGGAGACUCACGUUUACCAGGAACAGCAGCCGCUCAUGCAGCAGCAGCAGAUGCACAUGCAGCAGCAGCAGAUGCACAUGCAGCACACCCAGGGCUUGCGGCAGGCUGAGCAGCGACACCAUCAUCAGCAGGAUUGUGUGUCCAUGCAGCACCAGCACGAGCAGUACCAGCAGCAGCAGCGCCAGCAUGCGCGUCAGCAUCCUCAAUAUCAGCACAAGGACUUGCAGCGGGAGCAGCACAUGCACCAACAGCAGCAGUACCAGCAGCAGAACCAGCAGGCGCGGCACCUCCGGCAGGCGUACCUGCAUCAGCAGGAGCAGGCGCAGCAGAAGGAGCAGGUACGGCAGCAAGAGCAGCAGCAGGGGCAGGCGCGGCAGCAGCAGAUUGGGCAUGGGCAUGUGCACGCGGGAGCCCAGGCGCAGCAGCUGGUGCCCUCGUCCGCCUCCUGCAUGGCGCCGUUGCAAAUGACUGCCCCUAAACACCAGCUCCAGCCGCUGUUGCAACAAGCAGAAUGGCAGCAGCAACAGCGCCCAUUUCCUUAUGUUCAGCAGUUCGGAGGUAGCCUGGACGGUGGCAAUAGCGGAUCGUCGCCGCCAGCGACUGAGACAGGCGGCUUUCAAAAUGUGCCGUACAAACCAUAUGGCAUGGAUGGAACCGCAGCGCGGCACAGCGUGGUGGUCAAGACGGGCGACGGCGCCGCCGCCACCAUCGCUGCUGCUGUCGCAAAGCCGCCGCUGCUUAACGCUGCUGGCACCGAUGUCCGCAUGAGCUCAAGUACUGGAGGCGCCGCCGCCGCGCUCGGCUGGGUUGGCAGAGAGGAGAGCAGUCCCAGUGCUGCUGCUCGCGGUAGUGGCGCCAGCGACGGCUGCUGCGGGGAGUUGCCGAUCAGUGCUGGCGGCAACAGUGCCAGCGGUGUGGCACCUAAUGGCCACUCCGUUGCGUGCGGGACCAGUUCUACGACCUUCCUGCCAGGACGCUCCGUCACGACUGGCGUCCCCAUGAGGGCUCCCUCACCGCUUCAGGGUCGCCCGGGCCAGUACCCUCAACAUACGAUUGCGGAUGCCAUGGCCUACGUCGGAGCUAGCUGGAGGAGCCCCGUCAGAGGUUCUGCCGGUGCCGAUGGCACUUGCGCAGACGCCGGUGGCCGUGCUUGGUCCAAGCCCAGCGCUUCUGUAGAAGCUCCGGAAGGGCUGCUCUCAGUACAAGAGUCUUCACCACCACCGCAGCAGGAGCAGCAGCAGCAGCAGCAGCAAGCGCUACAGCAGCCACAGCAGCUGCAACAACCACAGCAGGUACAGCUGCAGCAGUGCUAUGCAGCAAAGUUGGAGCCUUGGGGAUCAUCUUCUGAUUUGUUCUGCCCUUUUCCACAUGACGGCGCCAGCCCGACGGUGGCGGCUGUAGCGGCGGCGGGGGCGCCAGCGCCAGUGCCAGCGCCAGCGGCAGGUCCUUCAGCUGCCGGCAACACCGGGGGCACCGGGCUCGGUACCGCCUGCGGUAGGGCGGAGACGGCCGCCACUGGCGGCGAUGGUUGUGAUGCCGAUGGGUCCGCUGGUGUGAUGCUCGCCAGCUUUGACUGGCUGCUGGAGUAG
Molecule: messenger RNA, 4317 nt
Organism: Volvox carteri f. nagariensis
Lineage: Eukaryota; Viridiplantae; Chlorophyta; Chlorophyceae; Chlamydomonadales; Volvocaceae
Product: RWP-RK domain-containing transcription factor
Exons: 6
Coding region: 1-4317 (1438 amino acids)
Molecular function (GO): DNA-binding transcription factor activity
Source: RefSeq, a predicted model, not a curated record